This is a messenger RNA of Scheffersomyces amazonensis, 1276 nucleotides long. Its product is annotated as exosome non-catalytic core subunit. NCBI's taxonomy places the organism in Eukaryota, Fungi, Ascomycota, Pichiomycetes, Serinales, Debaryomycetaceae. The record is from RefSeq and is a predicted model, not a curated record. Bases 207 to 1139 code for a protein of 310 amino acids. Gene Ontology annotation, biological process: nuclear polyadenylation-dependent mRNA catabolic process; nuclear polyadenylation-dependent rRNA catabolic process; nuclear mRNA surveillance. Gene Ontology annotation, molecular function: mRNA 3'-UTR AU-rich region binding. Gene Ontology annotation, cellular component: cytoplasmic exosome (RNase complex); nuclear exosome (RNase complex). The transcript has a single exon.
UUUGGGCAUGUCCAUGGAAAAUGAGUGGUAGGUUGGGUGCGGCUCGGACUUCGUCUCGAUUGGGAAACUGUCUCUGACUCUGUGUGCAGGAGAAAAGCCUACUGAAAAAUUCAUAAUGAGAGAGCAGAGAUAUCUGACUCGAGAGAAGAGAAGACUAAACUAUAACAUAUAGAUACAUAAGAAAGUGGUAGUGGCAGUGGUACAAGAUGUCCAGAAGCGUAGACGUAUCGACCAAUGAGAGGGCGUACUUUAUCGAAGGGUUAAAGGCCGGAAUCCGGUUAAAUGGACGUCGAUUUGAUGAGAUUCGUUACCCCCAUAAUAUUCAUCUUAGUAAAGAAGAAUAUGGAUAUGUUGAAUUAGAAUGGGGAAAAAAUAAAAUAAGUGUACGAGUUAGUAGUUAUAUACGGAAACCAUUUGAAGAUCGACCAUUUGAAGGAAUAUUUAAUAUCAAUUGUGAAAUUAAUUCUAUGGCAAGUGCUAAAUUUGAGAAUGGUAAAAAUUCUGAUGAGGAAGUAUUAAUUAGUAGAAUUAUUGAAAAAUCUAUAAGAAGAUCUAAUUCACUUGAUUUAGAAAGUCUUUGUAUUAUAGCAGGUGAAAAAGUUUGGAAUAUUACUGUUGAUUUAAAUUUUUUAAAUUAUGAUGGGAAUUUUAUUGAUAUUGGAUGUUUUGGAGUUAUGUUAGCAUUACAACAUUUUAAAAAACCAGAUAUAAGUAUAAUUAAUGGAGGUGAAGAUAUUAUAGUUCAUGAUAUUAAUGAACGAGAACCUCAACCUUUAAGUAUUUUACAUGUACCUGUAUGUCUUACUUAUUGUUUUUAUAAUAUAACAAAUCAACAAGAAGUAAACAUUAAGGGAGAAUCAACUUCUGAUGAUAUUUAUUUAUUAGAUUGUGAUUAUAAAGAAGAUCUAUUAAAAAGUGGUAGUAUCAUUAUAACUUUAAAUAAGAAUCGAGAAAUUAUCCAAUUAAGUAAAAAUGGUGGUAUACCGAUAGAUGCAAGUUUAUUAGUAGAUUUAGCUCUUGGAUCAAUUAAAGUAGUGGAUGAAUUAACUGAUUUAAUGAAAAAAUUAAUUAAAGACCAUGAACAGCAAAGGUUUGACGAAUUAAACUUGAAAUUAUUACAAGUAGGAGCUGACCGUUAGCUUUAUACUAGUGUAUAUUACGUUAUAAACAAAAAUUAAAAAAAUGUUAAUAAAAAGUAAAGAUUAAAUAAUGUAGAUGUAAAGGGGGAUGAAAGAGUGCAAAGUUAAUUAAAAAGUUCAUGAAGUAUCUAUACUAG